This is a messenger RNA of Gloeophyllum trabeum ATCC 11539, 668 nucleotides long. RefSeq lists its product as uncharacterized. The transcript is spliced from 5 exons. NCBI's taxonomy places the organism in Eukaryota, Fungi, Basidiomycota, Agaricomycetes, Gloeophyllales, Gloeophyllaceae. The coding region runs from base 1 to 615 and encodes 204 amino acids. The record is from RefSeq and is a predicted model, not a curated record.
AUGUCAGGUUUCAAGAAAUUCGCGGUCGCCGGUGCAGGCAAUCUUAGGCGAUAUAUCAUCGAAGAGCUGUUGAAACUUAAGCAGAGCGGGGCUGCUGGUUCAGUAUCGGUGCUAAGUCGACUGUCUUCAGCACUCUCGGGCACUGAAGUUGUGAUCUCGACACUGGGCGGUGUGUCGACCCUCCAAAAUGAGCAAACUGUCCUGGCUGAGGCCGCGAAGCACGCGGGGGUGAGGCUUUUCGUGCCCUCCGAGUUUGGCACGCUUACCAAAGACCUCAAGGAAGGCUUAUUUCCGUACUUUGAUUGGGAUUUACCGAACGGCAAAGUGACCAUCCAAGGUGAAGGCAAUGCUCCGGGUGACAGAACGACGCUGAACGAGUUGGCGGACGCGUACCAAGCAAAGAGUGGGAAGAAGUUGGAUCUUUCUCAUAUGUCAAAAGUCGAGCUGAGGGCGGCUUUGAGGAAAGAUAGCGAAGACUUGGCGAGUCUCGCGCUUUUCCUGUCGUUGCAGCUGGACGAAGGGUUUUGCAUUGCACGGAAGCCCGAGGAGCUGGACAAUCACCUCUUUCCCAGUUGGAACCCUACGAAGGCUGUUGACGCGCUUCUAGGACAGUAAAGGUACCGAAUGUAUUGCGUCGAAGUGGCGAUAUCUGAAUUAAUGUCUGUUCG